Microthlaspi erraticum is the source of this 738-nucleotide messenger RNA. The record is from the annotation of a GenBank genome assembly. NCBI's taxonomy places the organism in Eukaryota, Viridiplantae, Streptophyta, Magnoliopsida, Brassicales, Brassicaceae.
AUGGCGACUUUCUCCGGGUUAAACCUUCUCUUCUUCUCCUUCCUCAUAGCAUCAGGCGCAAUUUCCGUCGUCUCCGGCACCGUCUUCACCAUAGAGAACAGGUGCCCUUUCACCGUCUGGCCGGGAAUCCUCACCGGAAACAACGGUGCACCACUUAACGACGGCGGAUUUAUCCUAAACUCAGGAGCUAAAGUCGACGUGAACCCACCAGCCGGCUGGUCCGGCCGAAUCUGGGGCCGAACCGACUGUAAUUUCGACGGCUCCGGCGCUGGAACAUGCGUCACCGGAGACUGCGGCAACAAGUUAAAAUGCGCCGGAGCAGGAGGAGUUCCGCCGGUCACACUCGCCGAAUUCACGAUCAGUCCUUCCGGCGGGAAUGAUAACUACGACGUAAGCCUCGUCGACGGUUACAACAUCCAGAUGGGAAUCACAACGCGAGACGGCUCAGGCGAUUGCCGAAACGCUAAAUGCGCUUCGGACUUGAACGGGAGCUGUCCUAACGAGCUACGCGUUGUGGCGGGGUCGAAUGUUGUGGCGUGUAAGAGCGCUUGCGCGCAGUUUGGCAAACCGGAGUACUGUUGCACCGGUGCGUUCAGUACACGGGAGACUUGUCCUCCGUCGGAUUACUCGAAGAUGUUUAAAGCAGCUUGUCCCGAAGCUUAUAGCUACGCAUACGACGACCCGUCGAGCCUUCUUACUUGUACCAAUGCCAAUUACUCCAUCAUCUUCUGUCCUUAA